AUGGAUAAUAAUAAUUUUGAACAAUUAUUAAAAAACUAUACUAAUGGUGAAACAGUAAAAAAAAAUAAUGACAGAGGAAUAAACUUUUAUUAUUCUAAAUAUAAUCCAGAGUUUUUUAAAGAAUUAAAAAACAGAGUGGAGUUUGAAAGAGAAAAAAUUUUACAAGUAUUAAAACAUGAUAACAUUGUUAAAUUAGAAAGUUCAAUCUUAUCAAUACUUUCAAAUAGAGUUUCAAUCUUACACCGUGACUCAACUUGCUUACCUGAUACAAGAUGUAGAUUAUGUUUUAGUGCUGAGGAAUCAAUUGAACAUUUAGUCGGUGGGUGUACUGGUAUGAACAAACAUGGUAGAAUUAAAUGUCAUGAUAGUAGUAACUGA
Molecule: messenger RNA, 378 nt
Organism: Dictyostelium purpureum
Lineage: Eukaryota; Evosea; Eumycetozoa; Dictyosteliales; Dictyosteliaceae
Exons: 3
Coding region: 1-378 (125 amino acids)
Source: RefSeq, a predicted model, not a curated record